GUUUUGUUGUUGUACAGAAAAAAAAUGACGACUCCAGAUCUUUCACCUCCGUCAGACUGGCAAGUCGGAAAAACGCUGUCCGAAAGUUUUGACCACUUACUGACUUCCGGUAUAGGCAGUGACGUCACAUUUAUAGUCGGUGAGGAAAAGAACAGGGUAUCCGCCCACAAACUGGUCCUCAUAAGCAGAAGUCCUGUAUUCUUCGCCAUGCUGGAGGGUCCAAUGGCCGAGAAAGGGGAGAUAACUAUCCCGGACAUAUCUACACAGACGUUCCAGUUGCUUUUAAGGUACCUCUACACAGACAAAAUCGACCUGACAGACAGUACUGUUGUACCCGUAUUUAAUGCGGCCAGAAAGUACUGUGUCAACAUCCUUGUCUCUCUCUGUGAGACAUUUCUGUCGAAGACUUUAACAGCGGAUAAAGCAUGUGCAUUUCUGGAACAGGCGCACGUUGUCAUGGCAAAUAGCCUGCAAGACGUGUGCGUGCAAUUCAUAGUGGAAAACGCUACUGCAAUUCUUCAGAUGUUGACCUUUACUGACCUCUGUCUGGACUGUAUAACUAGGGUCACCGAGUCGGACGAUCUCAAAAUCACUGAAAAGAGCGUGUAUGAGGCCGUCAUCAGGUGGGCUGAGGCCGAAUGUUCUCGACAGAAUAUUGAGAAAAACCAGGAUUUGGUAAGUUUAUUUCCAACCUUAAGAUAAAUAAAAAUUCAUUAAGGUCAAUAUCGUAAAAACGACAAUAUAAUACGUUAUUGUGGUGAGGUAUCAUCUGUAAGCUUCAACAAUCCCCCUUACGGUAUAGAGAAAUUGUAACGUUUAAUAGGAGUAGUACCCGAUUGAUAGAGCUAUAUAUGAUCUCACUCUGUAAUGCCUUUUCUAUAUUGAUUUAAAGUAAUAUAACUAUUAAUACUGUAAGUGCUGACUUGACAUAUUUCUAUCUGAUGUAAUGGGGUACUUUGAAGUUUUAUGCUAAUAUAAACACAUUUAAAUGUAUUCUGUACCAUCCUGUUUAUACCUUUCGAGGGCCUCUCUAUUGAUAGUUCAAGGCCAGUCUGAGGGAAACCCCAGUUAGAUGAUAUCGUAUAGACUGACUCAUACUGCUGCAGAUACGAAGAACGUAGAGCAAAGAUAGGUAUAAAAAAAAUGGCGGCUGCUUCACCUCCAUCAGACUGGCAAGUUGGGAAAACACUGUCCGAAAGCUUUGACCAUUUACUGACUUCCGGUAUAGCCAGUGACGUCACUUUUAUAAUAGGAGAGGAAAGAAACAGAAUUUCCGCCCACAAACUGGUCCUCCUGAGCAGAAGUCCGGUAUUCUACGCCAUGUUGGAAGGUCCGAUGGCCGAUAAGGGGGAGAUAACUAUACCGGACAUAUCUGCAGACACAUUUAAGCUGUUUUUAAGAUAUCUUUACACCGACAAAAUCGACCUGACGGACAGAAACGUCGUGCCAGUCUUUAACGUGGCCAGAAAGUACUGUGUCGACAUCCUUGUCUCUCUUUGUGAGGAAUUUCUGUCGAAGAAUUUAACAGCGGAGAGUGCCUGUGUAUUCCUGGAACAGGCCUACAUCUUCGUGGCAGAUAGCCUGCAGGAAGAGUGCUUACGAUACAUUGUCGAAAACGCUACUGUCGUUCUACGGUCUGUGACCUUUACUGACCUCAGUCUAGACUGUGUGACAAGCAUUACCGAGUCUGAUGAUCUCAAAGUCACUGAAAGAAGUGUGUAUGAAGCCGUCAUCAGAUGGGCGGAGGAAGAAUGUUCUCGAAGAAACAUUGAGGCAUCGGCGGAAAACAAGCGAGAUGUUCUCGGUGACACGCUAUAUACUGUACGUUAUCUCCAUAUUGACGAGGAUUUUCUUCUCGGCAGAAUUUGUUCCGACAAGAUACUAAAGGCGGAAGACGUAAUCGACAUUGUCAACCACAACAGAAAUCACAAUCCCUCAAUACCGGAGAAAUUAAAUACGAAACGGCGGCUUGUAAUCCCGCAAAGAUUUCACCGCAACGGACCAGUUACUACAGAUAUAUUUUGGAACCGAACACCAGUUGAUGAAGCCAUUUCCUUCAAAUCUUCUGUCGAUGUAUAUCUAUUUGGGUUCGGGUCGCUGUUUUCAAGUCCCGAACAAGGCAAUGUUAAUCUUAAAGUAUUUGAAGAAGAUGAAUGUCUUGUGGAGGCAACCAAACAGAGGGCACUUCCGCGACCUGAUACGCAAAACAUGGGAGAUGUUGUAUUAGAUAUCCCAAUCAAAAUACAUGCUGGCAAAACAUAUACCAUUCUGGAACGUUCGCAUAACCAAGUAAAUCAUUAUUUCGAAAAGGGCAUCACAAAGGUGACCCAUCAACAUAUCACAAUUGAAUUCAGCAACAGUCCUAGGAGUAAACAAAGCAAUAUCAGAAUGGGUCAUAUACCGUACCUACUUCUCUCGGGGUAAUACAAGAACAUCACAUCCCGGGGCAGGAGACUGGGGAGAGGAGGGAGUUGAGGUCGGAGGGGAUGUGGGGUCUUUUCUCGGAGGAUAAUAAACAAGAGACCCAGGGAAAGGGGUUGGGACUAUGUCUCUCGGGGAUGACACACGAUAAAAGAUCCUCGGAAAAUUGUUGGGUCUACUUCUCCCGGGGAGGGGUAAUACACGCAAACAUAUUUUGUGGCAGGAAUUGUGUCUACUUCUCCCGGGGAGGGGUUGCAUGGGUCUACUUCUUUCGGUGAUAAUACUCAACAACGAAUCCUGGGAGAGGAGUUGUGUCAACUUCUCCCGGGGGAGGGGUUGUGUCAACUCCCAGGGAGGGGUUUCGUGGGUCUACUUCUCUCGGUGAUAAUACACAAGAGAUCAAGGUUGAAUGUACUUAUCUCCGGGCAAUGCUGCCAGACGUUUCACUGCUGCAGACUGAGGAGAGUUAAAGUAUUGAAUCAAAGAUACACAUAGGCGUAUAUUUCUCUCAAUAUAGCUUAUAUAUAUCUUAAUACUUAAUGUUGUUAACUGGCAAUUGUUUGUUUUGCACAUACUAUGUUUGUUUAUUAAUUAAACACUGUGGCUUUGAUUUGUGUUUAUAUUUCUAGGAAGAAUAAUUAAACGUACGAAAUUGA
This is a messenger RNA of Pecten maximus, 3077 nucleotides long. Its product is annotated as BTB/POZ domain-containing protein 2-like. Gene Ontology annotation, molecular function: protein binding. The record is from RefSeq and is a predicted model, not a curated record. Gene Ontology annotation, biological process: neurogenesis. Gene Ontology annotation, cellular component: cytosol. The coding region runs from base 1144 to 2424 and encodes 426 amino acids. The transcript has 6 exons. Lineage: Eukaryota; Metazoa; Mollusca; Bivalvia; Pectinida; Pectinidae.